Molecule: messenger RNA, 3639 nt
Organism: Pseudonaja textilis
Lineage: Eukaryota; Metazoa; Chordata; Lepidosauria; Squamata; Elapidae
Gene: WDHD1
Product: WD repeat and HMG-box DNA binding protein 1
Biological process (GO): mitotic cell cycle; DNA-templated DNA replication; DNA repair
Cellular component (GO): nuclear replication fork
Molecular function (GO): chromatin binding; DNA binding; protein binding
Source: RefSeq, a predicted model, not a curated record
AUGUCCUCACAAAAACCAAUGAGAUAUGGACAUACAGAAGGCCAGACAGAUGUCUGCUUCAAUGAUACUGGAAGUUGUAUUGUAACUUGUGGCAGUGAUGGAGAUGUAAGAAUUUGGGAAAGCCUGGAUGAUGAUGAUCCAAAGUCCAUUAAUGUAGGCGAAAAAGCCUACUCAUUUGCUCUCAAGAAUGGGAGAUUGAUUACUGCAGUAUCUAACAACAGUGUCCAAAUCCAUACAUUCCCAGAAGGUCUUCCAGAUGGUAUCUUGACCCGUUUUACCACAAAUGCAAACCAUGUUGUUUUCAGUGCUGAUGGGAGCAAAGUAGCUGUUGGAUCUAGUGAUUUUCUGGUGAAAAUAGUCGAUGUAACUGACAGCAGCCAACAAAAGACAUUUCGAGGACAUGAUGCACCUGUUUUGAGUGUGUCAUUGGAUCCAACUGAUACCUUUCUGGCAUCGGCUAGUUGUGACGGAUCUGUCAGAGUGUGGAAAAUUUCAGAACAGAAUUGUGAGAUAAGCUGGCCGCUGCUGCAAAAAUGUAAUGAUGUGAUAAAUGCAAAAUCCCUAUGUAGACUGAGCUGGCAACCGAAAAUAGGAAAGCGACUAGCCAUUCCAGUAGAAAAAACAAUCAAACUAUAUAGAAGAGAAACAUGGGAUCAUGAACUGGAUCUAUCAGACAAUUUUAUCACGCAGCCUCUAAAUGUUGUGGCCUGGUCUCCAUGUGGACAAUAUUUGGCAGCUGGAAGUAUCGGUGGCUAUAUAGUCAUUUGGAGAGUGGAAACUCAAGAAUGUCUGGAAAGGGUGAAACAUGAAAAAGGUUACACUGUCUGUGGUCUGGCAUGGCAUCCCAAAGGUGGCCAGCUUGCUUAUACAGAUACAGAAGGCAAUCUUGGACUGCUUGAGAAUGUCUGUGAUGUAGAAGGGAAGAAAUCAAUCCAUAAGGCACCUGAUUCUUCUAUCAAAAGCUACGAUGAACUUUUUGAUGAGGAUGACAAAGAGGACUUUCUGAAUAGGGAUUUCAGUGAGGAUGACUGGGGCUCUAAGGCAGCAACAAAUGAUGAAGAUGAAGAUGACUUUAACGUGUCGGGACGUCCCAGAAACCGAGGCGCAAUAAUAGAAGAUGAUGAGAACUCUCUAGAUACUGGAUUGCUGAAAGCUAAUUCUGCCCUUGAUAAGGAGGAAGAAGAGGAUGAUUUGGACAAUUUUCCAGUUCAGCCACUGCCUUCUGACCAGAGGCCGCUCUACAGUGGGCCCUUGCCAACUCCUCGCCAAAAGCCAUUCCAGUCUGGUUCUACCCCAACACAUCUCACUCACCGCUUCAUGGUAUGGAACUCUGUGGGUAUUAUUCGCUGCUAUAAUGAUGAACAAGACAAUGCUAUUGAUGUUGAAUUCCAUGAUACUGCAGUACAUCAUGCAAUGCAUUUGCCAAAUAAUUUGAAUCACACAAUGGCAGACCUUUCCAGUGAAGCUAUUUUAUUGGCCUGUGAGAGCACAGAGGAACUAGCAAGCAAGCUACAUUGCAUCCAUUUCAACUCCUGGGAUCCUAACAAGGAAUGGACUGUUGAUAUGCUGCAGGAUGAAGUCAUUGAAGCUAUUUGUUUGGGCCAGGGCUGGGCUGCAUGUGCCACUAGUUCUCUUCUGCUUCGUGUGUUCACCAUUGGCGGAGUUCAGAAAGAGAUUUUCAGUUUCCCUGGACCUGUGGUGUCGAUGGCAGGACAUGGAGAGCAGCUCCUGGUGGUCUUUCACAAAGGCACUGGAUUUGAAGGGGAUCAGUGUCUUGGAAUUCAGCUUCUAGAACUUGGGAAAAAGAAAAGACAAAUUUUACACGGUGAAUCUCUUCCUCUUUCCAGGAAAUCCUAUUUAGCAUGGGUAGGAUUUUCAGCAGAAGGUACUCCUUGUUAUGUGGAUUCUGUGGGAAUUGUACGAAUGCUGAACCGAAGGCAUAGUAAUAUUUGGACCCCAGUCUGUAAUACAAGGGAGCACUGUAAAGGGAAGUCAAACCAUUAUUGGAUUGUUGGCAUUCAUGAAAACCCUCAGCAGCUCAGAUGCAUUCUUUGUAAAGGAGCUCGUUUUCCAGCUACGCUUCCCCGUCCUGCGGUAACAGUACUGCCAUUUAAGCUCCCUUUUUGUCAAACUGCAACAGAUAAGGGUCAAAUGGAGGAGCAAUUCUGGCGCUCAGUCUUGUUCCACAACUAUGUAGACUAUUUAUCCCAAAAUGGAUAUGAAUAUGAUGAAAGCGUGAAAGGCCAGGCAGUCCAAGAGCAGCAGAAUCUUCUGAUGAAAAUGUUUGCAUUAUCUUGCACACUGGAACGUGAAUUUCGCUGUAUGGAGCUUGUUGAAUUCAUGACACAAAACGCCACGAGCCUAGCUAUCAAAUAUGCCUCUCGCUCGCGGAGGCUAAUUCUUGCCCAGAAACUCAGUGAACUUGCCGCUGAGAAGAUCUCAGAGCUGGCAUCUGCUGAAGCGUAUGCUGAGCAAGAAGAGGAAGAAGAGAAGCAGCCACCGGAUUUUAGAAACCAUCUGAAUGCUGGGUACAGUAACAGCCCCACAGAAUGGAGUCAUCCUCGAGAAAGAAACAUUCAACGCCAACAAAGUAUGGAGACCCAUGAAGAGGAUGAGGAGAAAGCGAAUACUCUUAAUGAGGCAAAAUCUAGCUCUCCCACGCUGCAUAGAAAUGCAUCUGCUUUGAAGUCGGCUGUCAUUGCAUCUAGCAACUCAGUACGAGUAAAUCCUUUUAAGGUAUCCAAUAGCCAAAAAGAUGCAUUUGUUCACUCGCCCAAUAUUCUGGAUAACCUGACGAGGCUGCCUAAGAAAAAUCCCACGAUAAAUGGUCAAGGAGUUCCAAACAAGAAGAGUCCAAUCAUCAAACCGUUGAUUCCCAAGUCCAAGUCAAAGCAGCCUGCAGCAACUGCAUUUUUCCAGCCCCGAGCACUUACUACUGAAAAGAAAGCCAGAGAAGAUAGAGGGGAGAAAAAUGAAACUAUAUCGUCUGAACUUCAAACUGUGACUGAGAACAAAGAUAAUAAAAGGCCAAAGACUGGAUUCCAGAUGUGGCUAGAAGAGAACAGAAGCAGUAUUUUAUCAGAUAAUCCUAAUUUUGAAGAAACAGAAAUAAUUAAAGAAGGCAUGGUUCGAUACAGAGGUCUGUCUGCUGAGGAAAGGAUGGUUUGGACUGAGAAAGCCAAAGGAAGAGACACCAGUGAUCCAUCUGAAGGGAAAAAGCGAAAGCGUCCAGAGGACAUUAACAAUAAAAAGCAAGAAGGCCAAGAACAAAACUCAGAAGAGGAUGUGGGCUCUGCUAAAAAAUCCAAAGGAUUUAACCAGGCUACCUUUGCAAAACUGUCAACGUUUGCAUAUAAGCGGAGUUAAACACAUAUUUUACCUGUUGACAUUAGCCUAUAAUAUUAAAACAUUUCCAACAGAUGGAUAAAGACUGUUCCCCUAAGGAAAUGUGCUUCUGUUCUGAACAUUCAAGAAAAGGAAGUUUGUGGAAACAUGGCUAUGAAGAUAUGCAGAAUACAUGAAUAUAGAAAUGGAGGUUCAACAAUACUCUGGAGCAAGGUGACCUAUUCUGAAGCUCUGUGAAACAUUCUGUUCCUGUACAAGCACAUCCUUAAUAGUUGUACAGCUGAAGUUAUAGCU